Messenger RNA from Erinaceus europaeus (western European hedgehog), 3811 nucleotides. RefSeq names its product moesin (gene MSN). The coding region runs from base 236 to 1969 and encodes 577 amino acids. Gene Ontology annotation, molecular function: actin binding; cell adhesion molecule binding. The transcript is spliced from 13 exons. Gene Ontology annotation, cellular component: adherens junction; apical part of cell; microvillus. The record is from RefSeq and is a predicted model, not a curated record. Lineage: Eukaryota; Metazoa; Chordata; Mammalia; Eulipotyphla; Erinaceidae. Gene Ontology annotation, biological process: positive regulation of protein localization to early endosome; regulation of cell shape; positive regulation of early endosome to late endosome transport.
AAAGAGCUGAUGGUGCUGCUAGAGCGACUCUUCCUGGGUGGGGUUUGUGAAGUUCUGACCCGUUAGCAGGAAGCUGAGCUGUCUCCCUGAGGCUAGCAGGGAUCCUAGCCCGAGCGCCUCCCCCCCCCGCCCCGCCCCGCCAUCCAUCCCGUAUCCAAGCGGUGUGCUUACGUGCUCAGUCCUGUCCUACUACUGCCGGACAAACUUCUCCAACUCUGCCACUUUUGCCGCCACCAUGCCCAAGACAAUCAAUGUGCGUGUGACUACAAUGGAUGCAGAACUGGAGUUUGCUAUUCAGCCCAAUACCACUGGCAAGCAGCUAUUUGACCAGGUGGUGAAAACUAUUGGAUUGAGGGAAGUUUGGUUCUUCGGUCUUCAGUACCAGGACACUAAAGGUUUCUCCACAUGGCUAAAACUAAAUAAGAAGGUGACUGCCCAGGAUGUAAGGAAGGAAAGCCCUCUGCUCUUCAAAUUCCGAGCUAAGUUCUAUCCUGAGGAUGUAUCAGAGGAAUUGAUCCAAGAUAUCACACAGCGUCUAUUCUUCCUGCAAGUGAAGGAGGGCAUUCUUAAUGAUGAUAUUUACUGUCCACCUGAAACUGCUGUUCUUCUGGCUUCUUACGCUGUUCAGUCCAAGUAUGCUGACUUUAAUAAGGAGGUGCACAAGUCUGGCUACCUGACUGGGGACAAGUUGCUGCCACAGAGGGUUCUGGAACAGCACAGACUCAACAACGACCAGUGGGAGGAGCGAAUUCAGGUGUGGCAUGAAGAGCACCGGGGCAUGCUCAGGGAAGAUGCUGUCCUGGAGUAUCUGAAGAUUGCCCAAGACUUGGAGAUGUAUGGUGUGAACUAUUUCAACAUCAAGAACAAGAAAGGCUCAGAGCUGUGGCUGGGGGUAGAUGCCCUGGGUCUCAAUAUCUAUGAGCAAAAUGAUAGACUGACUCCAAAGAUUGGCUUUCCCUGGAGUGAAAUCAGGAAUAUCUCUUUCAAUGACAAGAAAUUUGUCAUCAAGCCCAUUGACAAAAAAGCCCCGGAUUUUGUUUUCUAUGCUCCCCGGUUGCGGAUUAACAAGCGAAUUUUGGCUUUGUGUAUGGGGAACCAUGAGCUAUACAUGCGCCGCCGCAAGCCUGACACCAUUGAGGUACAACAGAUGAAGGCACAAGCACGAGAGGAGAAGCAUCAGAAGCAGAUGGAACGUGCUCUGCUAGAAAAUGAGAAGAAGAAGCGUGAGUUGGCAGAAAAAGAAAAGGAAAAGAUUGAACGGGAAAAAGAAGAACUCAUGGAAAAGCUGAAACAGAUUGAGGAACAGACUAAAAAGGCUCAACAAGAAUUGGAAGAACAGACCCGCAGGGCACUGGAACUUGAACAGGAGCAAAAACGUGCCCAGAGUGAGGCUGAGAAACUAGCCAAGGAGCGUCAAGAAGCUGAAGAGGCUAAGGAAGCCCUGUUACAGGCUUCCCGAGACCAGAAGAAAACACAGGAACAGCUGGCUUUGGAAAUGGCAGAGCUGACCACACGGAUCUCCCAGUUGGAGAUGGCCCGAAAGAAGAAGGAGAGUGAGGCUGUGGAAUGGCAGCACAAGGCUCAGAUGGUACAAGAGGACUUGGAGAAGACUCGAGCUGAGCUAAAGACUGCUAUGAGUACCCCUCAUGUAGCAGAGCCUGCUGAAAAUGAGCAAGAUGAACAGGAUGAGAAUGGGGCAGAAGCAAGUGCUGACUUGAGGGCUGAUGCCAUGGCCAAGGAUCGCAGUGAAGAGGAACGUACCACUGAAGCAGAGAAGAAUGAGCGUGUGCAGAAGCACCUGAAGGCGCUUACUUCAGAGCUGGCUAAUGCCCGUGAUGAAUCCAAGAAGACUACCAAUGAUAUGAUUCAUGCUGAGAACAUGAGACUAGGCAGAGAUAAGUAUAAGACCCUGCGCCAAAUUCGUCAGGGCAACACCAAGCAACGCAUUGAUGAGUUUGAGUCUAUGUAAUGAGCAUUCAACUUCUGUGGAACCUGCCCUCCAUUCUUCUUUGCCCCUUUACUCCCAUAUUUUCACCUAUCUCACACUGUGCUAGAGCUACUAAUUAGAAUAGUCUUGGAGUCAUGGCAAAUAUUCAUUGUGAUUAUGGGUCACUCACUUCCCUGUGCAGAAAUAUAGUCCACCAUAGUACAAUGGGAUUCUCUUUUCCAUCUCUAUCUUGUGUAAUCUAGCUUGCUAAGAGAGGCCACUUUUACAUUGCAUGUAUACUUCUCAUUUAAUAUGGGAAGCACACCUUCAUUUACUGUUGUUCUGCAAUAGUCAAGUGUGGAAUAAACUACCUUCAAACCAGCUCUACCACUGCUUUCCUCUUCUAAUUAGUAAAAUUUGAUUAUCACUAGAUUUGGAAGGAGGAAGGACCUUGUUAUAUCAAAUUACUUAAGAUUAGUCUUCCCAGUAUUCAUCCCUUAUAGAAUCACUUGAGCUUUGUAAUGAUUGGAGGUUUAAAAUUGUUCAUUAUUAUGUCUCAGUUUAGAGUUAUUAUAAACUCAGUCCCUGUAACCCUUGUUCCUGAAUUAAGGACAGUUGAGACAGGGGAAACACCCUAGAAGUCACUGACUCUUCUAAAUAGGCAGAGAGCUAUGUUGAAGAUUCUAUUUAAAUGCUUUAUGGAGGCCUGGGCCUCUUUUAAGUGAGUACUAUGGGCUGGCUUCUUCCAUUUUUGGGAUCUGCCCCUCCCCACUUCAAUUUGCAAAUUUCUUCAUGCUAGAACAGUAAUGUUUGUUAUCCUAAAACUCCAUUCCACUCUACCCAGGACUCUUACCACUGGGAGAAAAUAUUCACACCUGACUUCUCUAAUAAGAGAUAACUGGAACACAGAUACUUCUUCAGGGAUAUCCAUGUUUAAUGUCAGUUCACUUCAUCCCUGUAUCUAUAGAAGAUGCUGAGCAUUGUGAGAGGUAUUCAUGUGCUGGAUCCCAUAGUUCGCUUCAUCCCCUCUGGUACCUUGGUACCUAAUUAUUCCUGCCUAUCACCCCAUCCAAGGUGGUGACUAUGCCUUGACUUUGUUAACAGACUUCUAAAUCAAGUGUUGCCACCAGCAGUGAUAUAGCCAGAGGUAAAAUCAGAGCAAAUCAGAGCUGAUGGGGUUUCUGACCUGGACUUUUCCACACCCUCAAUCCAUAUCCAGCCAUUUCCUUCAAUCUUUUAGGUGUGAUUUUUUUUCUAUUAGUAUUAUAAAAUUUAGUGGAAUCUAACUCAAUAUUGGUUUCUUCAUUUCUGCUAUUUCUCCUUUAGAAAAUAUGGAGUUAAAUAAUUUCUCCUCAUUUCUUACCACUGCCACACUUGAGAAACAUAUUAUAGAAGGCUAUAUUAUAGAAGAAUAUUUUAUCAAAUACAUCAUUGUAAUAAGAAACUUUCAUUACUAGUAAGGUCACUUAUCACCAAAGAUCAAGCAUCCAUCAUAAAGUAACUGGUGUUUUGUUUUACCCUUCCUUUUUUUGGUCUUCUUCAUAUGUCACUUUCUCCAUAUGUCACCUUUAACCAUACACCCCUCUAUGCAGUACUUCCAGUCCAGAACUCACUUACUAUUCCAUCUCUCCCCACCUCCAUUUGAUCUUGAGGUGUCUUGUACAUAUUUCUGUGAAUUAUAAUGAUACUUUCUUGGGGAUAUGCUCUAAAUUGGCUAAGUUCAGAUAUGGAAUUGUGGGUCAGUUUAGCUGAGGUUUGGGAGAGCUGUUAUAUUUUGCAUUCAGUUUUUCUUGUGUGUACUAUUUGUUUUUAAAAAUCAUUGUGGAGGGGCUUAUGUUCAAACCAUGUUCUCUUUCAAUGCAAAUAAAGUUUAAGAAACCUUCA